Molecule: messenger RNA, 965 nt
Organism: Eimeria maxima
Lineage: Eukaryota; Apicomplexa; Conoidasida; Eucoccidiorida; Eimeriidae
Product: SAG family member
Exons: 3
Source: RefSeq, a predicted model, not a curated record
AUGAGGCGUUUCUGUUUCGCAGUACUUGCAGGCACGGCUGCCGCCGUGCCUCCGCUCUUCACAGAGGUAUCAGCCGCCAACAACGCAUUUUCGGCCGUCGACUGCUCGGAGCAGAUGAACAAGGCGAGAGAACCUAUGGGGUUUCCAAAGUUUACUGUUCUUGAUACAACGACGCAUGCUGAUCCAGAGAAUACAGUUAAUACAUCUAAGCUUUGUGAAACUAUAAAAGGGAAUGAAGAUCCCGGUGUAUGGAUAACAGAAACUGACAUAUCUGUAGCAGCAGCAAUUCAAAGCUCAACAGAAGGCGAUUGUGCCGCAGCAACAAAGCAAUGGAAAGGAGUAUUAAAGGCAAUGGGAGAUUCUUUACCACCUGCUUAUACACCCGGAGAGGGCAUAUACAACAAUCUUGAUGUUGUAUCGUUAAUGAGUCUUUAUACACCUAAAGAGGGAGUAGCUGUUACAUGCACUGUCAUCCAAUGUCCAGGAAAAGGCUCUCCAACAGAUAACGACCAGAAUGAUGAGAGCACCAACGGCAAGGACCCAAACUCAACCCCUCAACCCCCCACCAGCCCACCCAGCGAUGAAGGCACAGGAGGCGCAACAGUCGGCACAGGAGGCAACGAAGCUGGCUCACAGACCGCCGGGUCUGGGAGCCCCAGUGGUAGUGGCAGUCAGGGUGAGGUUGGUGAUAAAGGGAAAACGAGAGAGCUCAAAGAGGAAGCCAAAGACCUAUCGAAGGAGAAAAAAGACAAACUUUUAACUCCAAUAACUGGAUCAGAAGUAUCGGCAGGUGAAGUAGUAGGAGUAUCACCACCAGCUGCACCAGCAGCAGCAGCAGCAGAAGGAGCAGGAGGGGUACGAGGAGGAAUUAGAGUUCGUCGAUUAGCGGAAGGAGACGAAGGAGUAACAGAAGAUGAGUCUUUUAAUGCUCUUGUUUGUAUAUUCAAACCUAAAACACUCACUAU